Messenger RNA from Nilaparvata lugens (brown planthopper), 1672 nucleotides. RefSeq lists its product as uncharacterized. NCBI's taxonomy places the organism in Eukaryota, Metazoa, Arthropoda, Insecta, Hemiptera, Delphacidae. The transcript has 3 exons. Gene Ontology annotation, biological process: sleep; regulation of synaptic transmission, cholinergic; positive regulation of voltage-gated potassium channel activity. The coding region runs from base 156 to 611 and encodes 151 amino acids. The record is from RefSeq and is a predicted model, not a curated record.
CUUCUGGUUGCUGAAGACUAGAUUGGCGCCAACACUUGCCCGACUCCAAUUGCUCACCAACUGUCAUAAAGACAGGCCGUACUUUUAUUAUUCUCUCUCGUGCUUAGUCGCCACCUACAGCUUUCAGUUCAGUUCUUACUUCAAAGUAUUACAAGAUGAGUUCAAUAAGGAAUAAGACUGUCUUGUCAGCUAUCCUGCCUGCUGCGCUUGUGUUUGUCUUCACCUACCUGAUACCUAGUGGGGAAAGCGUGCACUGCUGGGUGUGUUCGUCGGACGUGGACCCGCGCUGUGGCGACCCCUUCAACAUGACGCACUUCGCCAUCACUGACUGCAACCGCGACCGAAUGGCCUCCUCUUAUCUCGGAUCAGUCGGCACUUGCAAGAAGCUCAAGCAAAUCGUUGGAAACGAAGUGACCGUGAUCCGUAGCUGUCACUGGGAUACGGACCGUAGUCCGUCCGACUCGUGUCAGACGACGUCCUAUGCCAAGGUGGAACACUGCAGCACAUGCAGCACAGACACGUGCAAUGCAGCCGUCCGUCUGUCGUCCGUAUCAGUUGCUGCAGCUCUAUUCGGCUGCAUUGCAAUUGCCUCCUCGUCCUUCUUGCAAUAAUCAUCCGCAGUGAGGCAACUGAGUUCCGGAACAGAAAGGGAUCUCCUAUUUAAUACCUACUAUUCCUUUAUCACAGAGUAAAAAGCUAGUGUAGUUUUAUGCAUAAUCUGUCAAUUGCCUAGCGGACUGCGGUGACUUAGAUAAGCAGGCGCUAUCUAUCUUUGACCGCCGGUUCUGUCGUGGGUUCGAAUCCCUCCGAAAAUUUUUAGAUUACUCCUCACCAUCUCUCCAUCACAAUACUCCCAGCAACUAGAUACUUCAACAAGUUAAAUAAAAAGAUCAAGGAAUUGUCAAAAACUACAGAUUUUAUUGAUAGUUAGAAAGACCGGUUUCGGUUGUUACACCAUUGUCAAUCUCUGAUGAACUCAGGGAAUAAUUUUUAUUUAAUAUGAAUAAUUACCACAAUAUCAACUUCUCAACUACACGAAAAAUUUAACAUCAAGUAUCAACAAAAAAUAAUACAUCAAAAAAUGGACUGGAGUUGGUUAUUUAUAAAUACCUGUUAUAAGUAGGCCUACGAUCAUAGAAUAUUAGUAAACUAACUAUAGUAUUCUUAAUUUUAAUAGUUGGAACAGGAUCCCCCAUCACUAAGCUAUUCCAGUGAUGGAUUUUUACUCCAAAAAAUUCCCAACACAUAUUUUUAGGACGGAAAAUAUUGAGAAACCUCAACUAUUAUUAAAAUUGGUUAACUAUUAAUUAUCAUUUUUAUUUUUUGAUUUGAAUGAAAAACUUUGUUGAUGACUGAGAAAUCAUUCUAAAAGAAAAUUAUCAUAAUCUUAUGAGUAAAGAAAAUUGGAUGCAUUUUACUUUCUUUACUAUAAAUUAUCAUAAAAAUAGAUAAAUAUCAUAAAACAGCACAAGUGAAGAAAUAUCUUAGUGAAUAAUCAUUUUUAAUUGUACGCUUGUGAUUUAUGCUCUUGAUUUCAUUGAGAGAUUUGCUGUUAUUUACCUAGCUGCUAUUGAAUAAUACAAUUAUUUACAUUAAGUGGCCACUAAUGCUUUCAACGUGAGUGUGAACUUUCAAGAACUAUUAUUAAUCUAAUUUUAGAAAAAAAAAAUUU